AUGUCCAUGACGAUGAACGUGGUUGAGGCGAAGGUGAUGGAGGCGAAGGUUCCCACCAAGAACACCUUUGUUCACUUCAGCGACGCCAGCAAACCCAUGGGGACUGCCAUCCUCACCCGAGCAGUCUCAUGCCCAUCCAUCAUGACAGACUUCGAGCAUCCCCAGCGAUCCAGGGGGAGCAGCGCAGACCAGAUGCUGUCAUUUAGCAAGGCAUCCUUCGUGGAGGAUGACAAUUGCAGUGCAGCCAGCACCUCCGGACAGGAGAGCGAUGACAACAGCCAAGGUGCUGAUGCCGAGUCCACCGGCACAUGGUCCCGGCACAACUCACCACUUAAUCUCGGACAAGGUGUUGCUGAGAUUCCGGCUUUGUUGUCUCAGAGCAAUUCCCCUGUCAACACGGGUCGAGGUGGUGCUGAGCCUUCUAGCCCACUCCCUGAAGCAGCCGGUAUGCACUCACCAACCAAAUCACCCCAGAAUCUGGGAAGCGUCUUUGGGGUUGCCAUUCCAAUCAUGCUCACCCCGCCAGUGGCCCCGUUGCCACAGACAGGCCCAAUGCACUCGGUGGACUCCGUGGCCGUGCAAGUCGGACAGACUAUUCCAGCAUCCAUGCAAGUGUCGCAGAUGGGCCCAAUGGAUGUGGUGGCGGUGCAAGUCGGCCAGACGGUGCCAAUGCACGCUGCGGAUGCGGUUGCUCUGCAAGUCGGACAAACUGGUCCGUUAUCUAUGCCAAUGCCGCAGACAGCCCCCAUGCACGAUGUGGACGCAGUGACCAUGCAGGUCGGACAAACCAUGCCGGCGUCCGUGCCCAUGCCACAGACGACCCCAGUGCCCGUGCAAGUCGGACAAACUGGCCCGUCAUCUAUGCCAAUGCCGCAGACAGCCCCCAUGCACGCUAUGGACGCAGUGGCCAUGCAGGUUGGACAAACCAUACCGGCGUCCAUGUGCAUGCCAAAGGCGACCCCAGUGCCAGUGCAAGUCCCGGCAUCUAUGCACCUGCAGCAGACAGCCCCCAUGCACGCUAUGGACGCAGUGGCCAUGCAAGUCGGACACACCAUGCCGGCAUCCAUGUCCAUGCCCCAGUCAGCCCCGAUGCAUGCAGUGGAUACCUUGCCAGUGCCUCUGCAAGCAUCCCAGACCAUGCCAGCUGUCCUCUCUGCUGGCCUGCAGCCCAUCCAAGCUUCUCGACCCGCUUCCAAGGAGCCAACUCAGGUCGUGAGUGUCGGGCAAGCUUCAGCCGGCACACAGCUUCAGAUGGAGAAGGCCCGCACAUCCAAGAGGCAGAACUUGACGAUGCAGAAGCGGAUCAACAAAGACCUCGUCGUUGCCGGCAGGAAAAAUCGUUUCGAGGUCCUUAAAGUCGCCACGAAGAACUUGGACACGAUGAAUGGAGUGAACCUGGCCACAGCCUUCCACCGCAUCGCCAAGGGCACCACCGAUGAGGUCGAGGCGGUGUCGGGCUCCAGUGCCUUCGCCAGCAUGCUCGUUGCAGCCGAGCGCUACGCGGAGCAGGAGCUAGCGCUCUUCCAGAUUCCGCUCUUCGCCAAGCUCGCGAAGGUGGCGACACCACGGAUCCGCAGCUGCCAGCCCUACGAGGUCACCAACUUGCUGUGGGCCUUUGCAGAGUUCUACAAGUUCGAGCAGGACGCCGCAGCUGAGUUGAGCACCGAGCUAAGGUCUUUGCUCGAUGGCGUGGCGGACUUGUUCUGCGGCAGGGCCGCUGGCGAGUUCAAGGUGCAAGUCCUCACCUCCGCCCUCAUGUCCGUCAGCGCGAUUCCAUGGGAUCAGAGCUUCUCCCAGACCUGGCUCUUCAACACCACCUUCCACGAGCUCGCCUCACGCUGGGGCAAGGCCCACGUGGCAGUUGCUCUCGAAAGGCUUCGUGUGAAGUGCAACCACUUCUGCGAGACCGUCUUGAGCAGCGGCAGCCAGAAGUUCCCGACCGUUGUGGCGGAGUUGGAAGCCAUGGCCGCUGAGAGGGCCAGCAACCAACUGGCUGCAGGACGCCCUGCCCAGCCUUGA
Molecule: messenger RNA, 2019 nt
Organism: Symbiodinium pilosum
Lineage: Eukaryota; Dinophyceae; Suessiales; Symbiodiniaceae
Source: the annotation of a GenBank genome assembly